AUGGCUGGGGGGUCGCUUGUCGUCGGACUCCUGGCUAGUGAGGAUGUCAAAUUUGGACCCAAAAAUAUCAACGUUACUGUCCGCUCUGAAGAGCAGGCCAGAUACUUUGACAAGCUGGGCGUGAACGCCUUCCAGUGUUCGUUGCUUGACGAGGACGAGAUAACUAGCAUUGUGCUCGACAGAAAUGUCGACAUCGUUGUCCAUUGUGCAAGUUCACUGGAUCCAAGUCUCGCCUUCCCUUUGAUCUUGGCUCUACAGAAGAGGCGCAAGUCUAUCAUACGGAUUAAGAAGAUGAAUUCUCAUUGGACUCAGACAGCUGGAAUGGGAGCCUUCAGUAAAGAAGCAGGCUGGCCUCAUGGUCCCGUGAAGGAUACUGGUCCAGUCUUUGAGCUCGAGAAACAGAUCCCAGGAAAAGAUGCAUUUCCGGUGACAAGAGUGAGCGUUGCUAUAACUGAGUUCGCAAAGAAGGCGAAUGUGGCAUCCUUCAUUAUCUUUCCGCCUCUCGUUUACGGCCGAGGCACUGGUCCAUACAAAAAGUUGUCCGUUCAAGUCCCUGGACUCGUUCGUGCCAGUAUCUCACAGAAGGCGGUAUACAAAUUCGACUACCAAGGUCGCUGGCCGGCGGCGCAUAUAUCUGAUGUAGUAGACUACUACAUCCUCCUCACCAAGCUCAUUAUCGAGGGGAAGAAUCCUGAAAGCGGCGAAAGGGGCUACUACUUUGCAGCAGCUCAUUAUUUGAGCUGGUGGGAGAUCAUGGAGGCCUUGGCCAAGUCUCUCCACGCCCGUGAUCUCGUCAAGGAACCGACAGUGGCUGUCUGGCCAAGCGUGGAGCUUGCUGAACAGGCCCUCGGUUUUCCGUCGCCAUACUUGCAGAUCGCAUUUAGUUCAAGCCCUCAAGGUGUUGCGGAUAAAAGGUACAGUAUUGGGUGGGAGCCAAAGUGGACUGCUGACGAUUUCUUCAAAAUCGUUGAUGACGAGGUCCAAAGCGUCCUUGACCUUGAUGUAGCCCGUGCUACCAUAGCGGAUUUCUUUACGAAGGGCCCAGCCAAAGGAGGGAGACAGUGA
This is a messenger RNA of Trichoderma citrinoviride, 1065 nucleotides long. RefSeq lists its product as hypothetical. Lineage: Eukaryota; Fungi; Ascomycota; Sordariomycetes; Hypocreales; Hypocreaceae. The record is from RefSeq and is a predicted model, not a curated record. The coding region runs from base 1 to 1065 and encodes 354 amino acids. The transcript has 8 exons.